CGAGUGGAUAUGAUAUUUGAUCACUGAGAUUUUGUGCCAAAUCCAUAGCUCUUUUUGCCUCUCAGAGUCUCUGUUUCUCUCUGCAUCUCCACCUAUUUGAAGCCUCAUCUUCAACAAGAUAAUAAACCUCAAGCCUUUGCUCGAUCUCUGUAUUCAUGGCUACAUUCACAAAUUUCUUAUCCAAACCACCCUCUUCUCUAGCCACUUUCCCUAAAAUCAAUAACCCUCUUUGUUUCCCUCGUUCCUUUAUACCCUUUGUGACUAAACCUAAAGCUCUAACAAAAAAACUUGAAACCAACCGAACUCACUUCAUUACAAAAGCCGCAGCAGCUUCUGGUACUGCUAAAAAAGUUGAAAGCGAUGAAAGAGUACAACGAGUUCACAGUAUUGAAGAAUUCGAUGAAGCUCUCCGAAUGGCCAAAAACAAGCUCGUCGUGGUAGAGUACGCUGCCAGCCAUAGUUACCACAGCAGCAAAAUCUACCCUUUCAUGGUGGACUUGAGCAGAACAUGCAACGACGUAGAGUUCCUUCUUGUAAUGGGUGAUGAAUCAGAGAAGACAAGGGAGCUUUGCGAGAGAGAGAGAAUUGAACAAGUCCCACACUUCAGCUUUUACAAGAGCAUGGAGAAAAUUCACGAAGAGGAAGGGAUAGGCCCAGAUGUUCUCAUGGGAGACGUGUUGUACUACGGAGAUAACCAUUCUGCUGUGGUGCAAUUGCAUAGUAGAGAGGAUGUGGAGAAGUUGAUUGCAGACCAUAAGGUUGAUCAGAAGCUGAUUGUUCUUGAUGUGGGGUUGAAGCAUUGUGGGCCAUGUGUGAAGGUGUAUCCGACUGUGGUUAAGCUCUCGAAGCAGAUGGUUGAUACUGUGGUUUUUGCACGCAUGAAUGGUGAUGAGAAUGAUAGCUGCAUGGCGUUCUUGAAGGACAUGAACGUUGUGGAGGUGCCUACGUUUUUGUUCAUCAGAGACGGUGACAUUUGUGGAAGGUAUGUGGGUUCGGGUAAAGGGGAGCUUAUUGGUGAAAUCCUCAGAUACCAGGGAGUUCGUGUGACAUAAAAUGCAUUCAUAGCCAAAUUAGAAAAAAUGAAAAUGAUUUUGCAAAUCUUAUUUUUGAUUGUAUGAACUUAUACAAAAACUUGGGUGACAAGAAUUUAAAUAGUGAAAUUUGGCUUUCUCGAAA
This is a messenger RNA of Quercus lobata, 1176 nucleotides long. It is a transcript of the gene CDSP32, whose product is annotated as chloroplastic drought-induced stress protein of 32 kD. The transcript has a single exon. Gene Ontology annotation, molecular function: oxidoreductase activity, acting on a sulfur group of donors, disulfide as acceptor. Bases 156 to 1052 code for a protein of 298 amino acids. The record is from RefSeq and is a predicted model, not a curated record. Lineage: Eukaryota; Viridiplantae; Streptophyta; Magnoliopsida; Fagales; Fagaceae.